This is a messenger RNA of Pediculus humanus corporis (human body louse), 1830 nucleotides long. RefSeq names its product Trehalase precursor, putative. Gene Ontology annotation, molecular function: alpha,alpha-trehalase activity. NCBI's taxonomy places the organism in Eukaryota, Metazoa, Arthropoda, Insecta, Psocodea, Pediculidae. The transcript has 11 exons. Gene Ontology annotation, biological process: trehalose catabolic process. The record is from RefSeq and is a predicted model, not a curated record. The coding region runs from base 1 to 1830 and encodes 609 amino acids.
AUGUUUGUACUUAAAACGAAAACGCCGACGGCGGUUGCUUGUUCGAAUUGUUUUCAAUUAUUUAAAAUUCUCAAAAGAAAUCAAUCGUCCGAGGUUCAACCUUGUUUUCAUCAAAAUCAUCAUUUAACAUCAUCCGAUCCGACUACUAAGUGUAACGUACCGAUUCCUACCAACAGCGAAAUAUACUGUCAUGGCAGACUUUUGCACACGAUACAAAUGGCUCAACUUUACAACGAUUCGAAAACGUUCGUCGAUAAAAAAUUAAAAUAUAAACCCGCCGUGACGUUGGAAAAAUUUAACGUUCUCAUGCAGGAAACGGAAGAUCGUCCAACGAGAAAACAACUACAAGAUUUUGUCAACGACUAUUUCGAAGAUGGUAACGAAUUAGAAGCUUGGACCCCACCCGAUUGGACUCCUCAUCCGCAAUUCGUAGAUAAUAUAAUUGAUCCUAAUUAUAGAAAAUGGGCUUUAGAUCUCAAUAACUUAUGGACUAAUUUAACGAGAAAAAUGAUAGUAGACGUAAAAAAUAAUCCGGAUCAAUAUUCGAUCGUUUACGUACCCAAUGGACUCGUCAUACCUGGGGGCCGUUUUACCGAAUUUUACUAUUGGGACACGUAUUGGAUAGUGAGGGGUCUUUUACUUAGCGAAAUGUACGAAACCGUUAGAGGUAUACUACUCAAUUUUCUAAGCAUGGUUAGUCAAUAUGGUUUCGUACCGAACGGAGGAAGGGUAUACUAUUUGGAAAGAUCUCAACCGCCGCUUUUGACACCCAUGGUUUUAAGUUAUUACGAAGCAACGAAUGACAUUGAUUUCCUUCAGAGUCACAUUUGCCUUUUAGAAAAAGAAUUUAAUUUUUGGGUCAAGAAUAGAACGGUGGAAGUUUACAAAGGGGGUAAAAAAUACAAAUUAGCAAGGUAUUUUGCACCUUCGAGUGGUCCCAGACCGGAAUCUUACAGCGAGGAUUACAACAGCGCAGCAUUUUUACCCACUCAGUUAGAAAAAGAAGAUCUUUACAUGGAUUUAAAAUCGGCAGCCGAAUCUGGUUGGGAUUUCAGCAGCAGGUGGUUCAUAACUAAUAAAACAAAUCAAGGUAACAUAAGUAGUAUUCACACCCGGUACAUAAUACCCGUGGAUUUGAACGCAUUCAUUUAUUGGAACGCAAAAAUACUCUCCCAGUUUUAUGAAAUCCUACAAAAUUAUGAAAAAUCCGUUCAGUAUUCCGAAAUAGCCGAGUAUUGGUUAGAAGCAGUCACGGCCGUGCUAUGGCAUUCCGAUUUAGGCAUUUGGUUAGACUACGAUAUAAGAAACAACAUUAGAAGGGAUUAUUUUUAUCCAUCGAAUUUAGCACCCUUGUGGACGGAAUGCUAUGAUAAAAAAUCUGUAAAUAAAGUCGCACGUUCGGUUAUACAAUAUUUAGACGAUUCAAACAUUAUGGUUAAUUUCUUAGGUGGAUUACCGGCAUCUUUGGAAAUGACCGGACAACAGUGGGAUCGUCCGAACGCUUGGCCUCCGUUACAAAUCAUAGCCAUACAGGGUUUGAAUAGAAUGAACGUUCCGGAAGCGAGCGACAUAGCCAAAGAAUUAGCUAAAAAUUGGGUUUAUUCAAAUUUCAAGGGAUUCCAUGACAGUAAUGAAAUGUUUGAAAAGUACGACGCUGAAAAUCCCGGCAGGUACGGGAGCGGAGGGGAAUACAUCGUACAGGCUGGAUUCGGUUGGACGAACGGAGUCAUUAUGGAACUUUUAAACACUUACGGAAAAGAAUUGCAAUGUUCGGACAAGGAUAUUUGCGAUUUAACGGAACCCAUAAAACAAAACGGACUCGAUAAAUGA